CCCAGCAAACAUUACAAUGGCUCCCAAAAAAGUCUUUCUAUCUGCACUUUCCCUUCUCCUUGUGGUACUACAGCCUUCUCUGGUUGAGUCCAGACCUCCAGAACCUCCUAGGAAACAUCUUUCCAACUUGUUCCAAAAUCUAGACGAAUCUCACAAGGGGCAGAACUUAAAAGGGCUUCAUCUGGUCAAACAAUACCUCAAAAAUCUCGGCUACUAUCCUAAUGGUGUUGAUGUUACCACCAAUGAUGAUUUUGAUGAUCAUUUGGAAUCUGCCAUCAAAACGUAUCAGCAAUAUUACCACCUCAAUGUCACCGGAAACCUUGAUCCUCAUACCAUCAAAGCUUUAUCUGAACUUAGAUGUGGUGUUCCUGAUUUUUUUGUCCUUGAUCAGAACUUAACUACUAACUCUAGCAAGGUGAAGUUUGCCAUUCAAUAUUCUUUCUUCCCAAAUAAUCCAAAAUGGCCGACUACCAAGCGUGAUCUCACCUACUCGUUCAAGUCUGGUGAUGGAAUCUAUGUUGACUUAGCAUUGAUAAGGCCAAUAGUUGAGCGUGCAUACAAGAGAUGGCAAGACGUUUCUCCAUUGACGUUCAAGGAAGGGAAUUCAAACUCGAAUAUUAAGAUAGGGUUCUUUCGCCGCGACCAUGGAGAUGGUAAACCUUUUGAUGGACCAGGGAAAGUUUGUGCUCAUGCCUUCGCCCCUCAAGAUGGACGUGUUCAUUUUGAUGCAGAUGAGCCUAAUUGGAAAUUCGGUCCUCGUCACUAAAUGGUCUUGACUUCAAUUCAACUCCUGUUUGUUGGGUUUUUUUUUCCACAAUUACAAUUUACAAACAAGUUCGUAUGACUAUAAAU
Messenger RNA from Rubroshorea leprosula, 852 nucleotides. NCBI's taxonomy places the organism in Eukaryota, Viridiplantae, Streptophyta, Magnoliopsida, Malvales, Dipterocarpaceae. The record is from the annotation of a GenBank genome assembly.